UAUCCGUAUACCAUGGUUGUUCUAUAACAUUACUAUUUUUAUCAAUUGAAGCUUACGUUUUAUCAUUAUAGGUUAUUUAAUUAUACAUUUAGUACAUUAUUUUAACAAAGAUAUAUACAUUUGACAAAAAUAGUAAGAAAUAAUGGCAACUGCCAAACAGAACUUCAAAAAAUUGAAAUGGGCAUUAGAUUUUUCUCACAAGAAUAAACAAGAGAAAAAUACAGACAUACCUUCUCCUCCAGGUUAUACUCCUACAGUAGCAUUAUUUCAGAGUGUGGAAUAUCUUAGAGAAACAGAUUCAAACCAUUUAAUAAUUAAAAAAUCUUGGGAUUUAGCCUUAGGACCUCUUAAGCAAGUUCCAAUGAAUUUAUUUAUAAUGUAUAUGGCUGGUAAUUCUAUUUCUAUAUUUCCUAUUAUGAUGGUUGGUAUGUUAAUUCUUAGACCCGUCAAAGCAUUGUUCACGCUUCAACAAACAUUUAAGGUAAUAGAAGGAACACAUGCAUUUGGCCAAAAAUUUGUAUACUUUUUUGGACAGUUAACAAACAUUGCUUUAGCAUUAUACAAAUGUCAGUCAAUGGGUUUAUUACCAACACAUGCAUCAGAUUGGCUGGCAUUUGUAGAACCACAAGCAAGAGUAGAGUAUUCUGGUGGAGGAUUUAUAUAUAUUUAAUAUUGUAUCUAUUUAUUAAUUAAUAAAUACAAAAUUGUAAUUGUAAAAUGUUUAUUUAAAUAAAUAAUGUAUUAGUCUAAA
Messenger RNA from Vespula pensylvanica (western yellowjacket), 751 nucleotides. RefSeq names its product ER membrane protein complex subunit 4 (gene EMC4). Gene Ontology annotation, cellular component: EMC complex. Lineage: Eukaryota; Metazoa; Arthropoda; Insecta; Hymenoptera; Vespidae. Bases 143 to 670 code for a protein of 175 amino acids. Gene Ontology annotation, biological process: protein folding in endoplasmic reticulum. The record is from RefSeq and is a predicted model, not a curated record. The transcript has 3 exons.